Electrophorus electricus (electric eel) is the source of this 9002-nucleotide messenger RNA. NCBI's taxonomy places the organism in Eukaryota, Metazoa, Chordata, Actinopteri, Gymnotiformes, Gymnotidae. The record is from RefSeq and is a predicted model, not a curated record.
CGUAUAAUUAUACACACACACAAGCGUAGUUGGAAAUAUUGUGGAGGGAUAUAUGCGUAACAAAUAGCUAAGUUUACAAAAACGUGUUCAGACUGGGCAACGACACUUUACCACGGAGACGAAAACUCCAUCGACUGAGGGAGAAAGUAGUGAAGAAGGAGAAACCCCACAACACUGGAGCUAUCAUGGUGGGUGAGCGCCGCAAUGGGAACCUGCUGGUUCAGUUGGGUCCAAAACAGCAGGCCUAUCCAGAAGAGCUGAUCCGGCAGAGGCGCACCCACGAUGGCCAGACAGAGUACCUGAUCCGCUGGAGCCUGCUGGCAGUGGAUGAUGGCACCAGCUUGGGCGGUGGUGGUAAUGAGACAGGUAGUGGGGCUGGUGGCAGCUCAGGCGUGGGUGGCUCCAGUGGCUCCUCGUCGAGCGAGAACAAGACGGAGAACAUCCUGAUGUGGAUGUCCACGGAGGACGUGUACGCCAACUGCCCCACGCUGCUGGGCAAGCGGCCGCUGCUGGAGGAGAAGGCACGGCCCAGUGGCCAGUUCCCAUCUGACGUUGCCUUUAAUGAGGUGGAGCCCGCCUUUGACAUGAAGGGUGAUGUCAAGAACCUUGUUGAGCGUGCAAGGAAGCAAAUGGCUGAGAACAGUGAUUUUGCCAUCAGCCUCACGCACACCAUUCACGUGCUGAGUGCCUAUGCCAGCAUCGGCUCACUGGUGGGAGUCUUCAAGGAAACCGGAGCACUAGACCUGCUAAUGGAACUGCUGUGCAACAAAGAGCAGCAAACCCGCCGCAGUGCUGGAAAGAUGUUACGUGCUCUGGCCUCUCAUGAUGCAGGAAGUCGUGCCUACGUGCUGUUGUCUCUCAGCCAGCAGGAUGGCAUAGAGCAGCACAUGGACUUUGACAACCGCUACACCCUUUUGGAGCUGUUUGCAGAGACUACCUCCUCAGAGGAGCAUGGCAUCUCUUUUGAGGGCAUCCACCUCCCUCAGAUCCCAGGCAAGCUGCUUUUCUCUCUGGUCAAGCGCUAUCUGUGUGUGACCUCGCUGAUGGACAAGCUAAACACUGCAGGGGUGGAAUCCAGCUCUGAGCGGCAGGAUCCCGGACCCUCAUCCUCUUCCUCCACAGCAGGUCAUCAGUCAGAACAGUCACGAGUGCAGCGGGAGUUUGAGUUCACCAUGGCAAUGGCAAACCUUAUCUCAGAGCUGGUGCGUGUCAUGGGCUGGGACCGCAACCGCAACCCGCUCCUCAUCUCCCCCGUGAUGGCGGAUGAGGCUGAAGACGAGGCCAGCAGGCGCACGCUUCGCUCUAUCUUCCAGCCACGCUUCUCUGCUGCCCCUUCCACCGUUGCCGCCACGGCGAUGGUGGUGGCCACCCCGCCCAAGAAGAAAGCGGGGAACGGCUUUAAGACGCGCACUGACCUUCCACACCGUUCCGCCUAUGUGGAAUAUGUGCAGGACAACCUAAAAAGCGGCAUGCAGGUGCGCAUGCUGGAAGACUACGAGGAGGUCAGCGCCGGAGACGAGGGAGAGUUUCGCUACAGCAACGACGGCUCACCGCCUGUCCAGGUAUACUGGAACUCCAUCUCCAGGACGUGGGUGCACUGGCACAUGGUUGAGAUCUUGGGUACUGGGAGCAGUGGACAGGCUGAAGAAACCCAAGAAAAGGCCUCUUCUCUCACAGAGACACUUAAACUCACUGCAGUGAGUCAGACGUUCUUCUCAAAGCCACCAGGUGGCUUGUACUCAUUGCCUUAUCUGAUGGAGGGCCUGCAGGAUGACUCGGGCACCUUCACCCGUGCUGAGUGGUGGGAAGUGCUCUUCUUUAUUAAGAAGCUGGAACUGAAACAGCAGCAGGAGGUCAACAACAUCCUGCGACAAAGCCUUGACGACCAGAUGGUGGAGUUGGACGAGGCCACGCUGAUCCAGCUGACCUUGUCGAGUGAGGUGGCCCGUAAAGUCCUACACAUUCUCAAGGACACGCUGCAAGCCUCCUGUCUGGGUGACCUGCUUUGCUCGCAUACCUUCGCCAAGCACUACCUGCGCCACGGUGGAGCCAGUCUGGAGGACGAGGGGAUGCUAACCGAUGGCUCAGUCAGGUCCUCCGGGCUCGCUGGACAGGGAACCUCAUCGUCAUCUUUGGUUGCUCCUACAACAUCGACGUCCUUAGCCACCUCCUCCACAUUGGGCUCCGUUUCUAAGAAGGCCAAAAAAGAGAUUCCCACAGACAACGGCAGCUGUAGCAGUGAUACAGAGAGUGAGUUGCCAACUGAAGACGAGACCAAGUACCCCGAGGACCUGGAGGAAAGAUGAAGGGCAAGUUUGUUCAAUAACCCGAAGGUGCAGGGCAAAAAGACGGCACUGGAGAAAAUCGGUGAGGUUGUGGACAUGAUGAAAAAGAGCAACUCUGACUCAGGACACCUGCUGGCUGGCAUGAAGUUCAUCUGCAAGGUGCUGGAGGAAGAGGGACCUCAGGAGCGUAGCGCUCUGAGAUCAGACUCAGCACAGACUAUCCGAGACAAAGUCUUAAAGAUGCUGGUGGAGCUGAUUGGAAGCCAGCCAAAGCAGAACGCCAUCUUUGCCCUGCUCCUCACCCGCAGUCUCAUGCUCAAAUAUGACUGGCGGGUUUCCUUUGCUACCGAGGGGGGAGUGAAGGCCGUUCUCUCCUGCAUGCAAGAAUAUCCCACUUGCCAUCGGGUGCAGCAAAUUGCUCUAGCAACUCUAAAGGUGAUCACAGGCGCCAGUAAACAUGAUCUGCGUGGUGUGGGCAGCUGCCUGCCCCUGUCUGAGUCUGGCACUCAGAUGAUGCUAGAGAUCUUUGCCAGCAUUGGCUCAGCAACACCUGAGGGCUCCAAGGGGCUUCUUGGUGCCAUCCCCUCUGCUAUUGAUCUCAUGCUCAACACCCCUGGCUGUGGCCUGUCUGUGCGGAACGGCCUGCUGGUCAUAAUCAUGCUGAUAUCCAAUCACAAGAGCCUGGCAGAGCAGCUGGUGGCCUGUGACGUCACCACUGUGCUCAGAAAGUGCCAUUCUGGCCAGCGCUCAGAGAAUGUGCUGGCUGUACUAGCCCUCAAACUCAUUACAUUGGUUCACCGAUUGGAAAAUAAAGAGUCCAAGGAAGACAUUGACUUAAAGGACAGAGAGCUGAUGAUGUUGGUCGUGGGUCUGAAAGAGAUGACUACCACCAAAGAGGUGAUCCUGGCCCUGGAGCGGCUGCUGUGUGAUGACGCCGCUCAGCUGGAGGAGGAGAGAAGUCAGGUGAUGCAGAGCCGAGACACCUUCCAGGACCUGGUGCGCGUGAUGGACCAGCACAGGGUUGAGCGUGCAAUGCAGCUCCCUAUCCUCAGAAUCUUGAACAAGUUCUUAGACCACUAUCAGGAGGAUCUGCUGCCUUGGCAUGAGAGCAUUGAACCUUGUCUCUCCUCUAUGACAGCCUGUAUUAAUGACAGAGAGACUGUGCAGCAGUUCAUCCAUUUCCUCUAUCGCUUGGCCUCUCUGAACAAAGACUAUGCUGUAGUCAUGUGCCGUCUCGGGACUAAGGAAGCACUUGUCAAAGCUUUGGACAAGCACAGCACCAACCUGCUGAUGGUCACAGAGCUGCGGGAUCUGAUUAAUGACUGUGAGAAGUAUGCCAGCCUUUACAAGAAGAUGACCACCAGUGUGUUGGCUGGAUGCAUACAGAUGGUCUUGGGCCAGAUUGAGGAACAUCGCCGAAGCCAUCAACCCAUUAACAUCCCCUUCUUUGAUGUGUUCUUACGCAAUUUGUGCCAAGGCUCCAGUGUGGAACUGAAAGAAGAUAAAAUGCUGGGAGAAAGUGGAAGUUCCUCCUCGAAUCAUCAUCGAGCUAAUAAGUUAACGGACAGAAACCCCCAAACAUACUGGGAAUACAAUGGGUGCACAGGUUCCCAUUUUAGUAAUAUCUACAUGCACAAGGGCGUGGUCAUUAGGGAGCUAGCAGUGCUGGUAGCCAGUGAGGACUCAAGUUACAUGCCAGCUCGUAUAGUGGUGCUGGGAGGAGAUGAUCCCACGAACAUCAAUACUGAGCUCAAUACUGUGAACGUUCCACCCUCAGCCAGCCGCGUCGUUCUCCUGGAGAACAUGACCCGCUUCUGGUCUCUCAUACAAAUCCGGAUCAAGAGAUGUCAGCAGGGUGGCAUUGACACGCGUGUGCAUGGGUUCGAAGUUCUGGGACCGAAGCCCACAUUCUGGCCCGUGUUUAAGGAGCAGCUAUGCUGCCGGACCUACCUCUUCUACACAACCAAGGCCCACACCUGGUGCCAAGAGAUCCUCAGUGAUGAGAGCCAGCUGCUUCAGCUGUUUAAUAAGCUGAACAGUGCUCUGCGCCAUGAGCAGAUGUUUGCCGAGCGUUUCCUUCCUGAUCCUGAGGCUGCAGAGGCUUUGGGCAGGACCUGCUGGGAGGCUCUCAUCACACCCAUUGUCCAGAGCAUCACUGUGUCUGAGACGUCUGUUCUGAGCCCUCUGGCCUGGUUGCUCAGUGAGUAUUUGGAGAAUGCUGAGUCCUCAAAGCGCUACAAAAGCAGGGCCUCCAUCUUCAACUCCCGCGUGCGCCGCCUCACCCACUUGCUUGUACAUGUGGACACCAGCCAAGCAGACACAGAAGAACUUAAACCUCCUGUCAAAUCCAAAGGUAUCAACAGAAGCAAAGAUGUAAAGAAUGGCAAAGAGGGCAAGAACAAGGAGGCGUCUGCAGGGACCUCCUCUUCCUCCUCAUCUACUGCAAAGCCCAAAGUGAAGAGCACCAGCAGUAUUGCAGGCAUUGCACUGUGCUGGCAGGGUGUUGUUCAGCGGCAGGUAAAGAAGUUCCUGGAUCUGACAUGCAGCCUGCCGGACUUUGUGGAGCGCUACAGGAACAUGUACCUCCAUCUAAAGAAGGCCAUGGAGGAGCUCUUCGGCCAGCAGACAGCCUUUGUGCUGGCCUUGCGCCAGGGGUUUUCCGCAGCACUGCUACAGCUCUCUAUCCUAACCGCCAUGCACGUGAGUGAACGAUUUGCGCAGUACAUAGACCACAUGAUCCAGGAGAGUGGAGUGGACUCUGGGAAUGUGGAGACCUUGAACCAGCUCCAGCAGUUCCUGGAGCCCAUGCUCUUCCUCUCUGGACUGGAGUUGGCCAACACAUUUGAGCACUUUUACAGGUACUACCUGGGCGAUCGUCUGCUGAGCCAGGGGAAGGUCUGGCUGGAGAGUGCGGUGAUUGAGCAGAUUGGCACCUGCUUCCCCAACCGCUUCCCCCAGCAAAUGCUAAGCAACCUGAGCGAGUCUGAGGAACUGCAGCAGGAGUUUCACCUCUACCGGCUGCAGCAGCUGGACAAGAGUCUCCAGGACAUUGAAGAGGAGAUGACUGAUGAGCAGUUGUCGGAGCCAGAGGAGGAGAGCGAGGUGAAGGUGCUGGUUUUGUCUCCACGCUGCUGGGCUGUCUCCGCUCCAUGCUACUUGGAGGACCCCAACAAACUCUUCCCCAAUCAGCUCUGCAGCUACCUGACCGAAUUCACUGACUUCUACUCCAACAGUCAGUGCAUGUACAGCCUCAGUAACAGCAAGCCGCGGCGCUUGCAGUGGACCUGGCUCGGCCAUGCCGAACUGCGUUACGGCUCGUGCACGCUCUACGUCUCCACGCUGCAGAUGUACAUCCUGCUGCAGUUCAAUCAGCAAGAGGAUGUAAGCGUAGAGUAUUUACAGCAGACCACUGGCCUGUCUCCCACUGUGCUCGCCCAUGCCCUCAAACCAUUGACUUCAGAGAAGGGCAUCCUUACCCAGCAUCCAGUGAAUGGUGAACAUAUGACCGGUAUUCUAAGAUUAAAAAAGAAGUCGUUGGCACAGAACUCAGAGAAGCAAAGUUACUGCUACCUGCUGCCCAAGCAGACCUAUCUAAAUGUGGAUGAGGAUGUAGCCUGCACGCUGGAGAGGAAACGAAACUACAUGUACUGCAUUAUUGUGCAGAUCAUGAAGAAUGAGAAGGAGAUGCAUAUUGACAACCUAGUGUUCAAGGUGCUGGAUGCAUGUCAAAAGCAGGAGGCGGGCCACUCCCCCGGCCCUGCCCGCUUCAGCUGCAGCACCGCUGACGUGCUCUCCUGCAUCAUGCACGUCAUCAACAAGGGCUACGUGCGCCGCAAUGAGGACAACCCCCACAUCGUGGAGUUCCUAGUGGAGGAGCCCUCAACACCCCAGAAGGGCCAGGCGCACUUCUUCAGCAAGCUGGACCUGAAGAAAGGCUCUGGCAGUGGCAAGGCUGACAUCAGCCUGGGAAUCCUCACUGUGGCCCCUCGCCGUGCGGAGGAAGGGGUGCUCGAGGCAGUGCUCUUCUCCAUGGGACGCACCAUGACCCAGGAGGAGGUGAAGCAGCUAAUGCAGCAUACUGUCCAGCAGGUUUCUGUCACGCUCAGUCUGGACCAGGACCGGGCCGAGCACCUACUCGUGCACUGCAAGUGGAACGUCGACCUGUUGAUCCAGCGCUACACGGAUGACCCAGACUCCCUGGCGCUGGCCGCCGGUCUGAAGAUUUGCAACCCCCAAUCCCCUCCGAACCCUGUCACUGUCUGCCCCGUGUGUCUGAUCUUGCGGGCUGGCAACAGUGACCCCACACCUAUGCUCUGCUGCAUGCACUAUUGCUGCAGGUCUUGCUGGCAAAAAUACCUGACUGCUCGAAUUGAGCAGAACCUGGUGAUGAACUGUGACUGUCCCAUCAUAGAUUGUCGUGCUCAGCCCACCUCUCAGUUCUUCUAUAACAUCCUUGACAAAGAUACAGUUGCAAAGUAUGAGAACGCCCUCCUACGAGGCUACGUGGAGUGUUGCUCCAACCUGACCUGGUGCACAAAUCCUCAGGGCUGUGACCAGAUCCUGUGCAAGGAGAACAUUGGCAGCAUGGGCACCUGCUCCAAGUGCUGCUGGUCCUCCUGCUUUAGCUGUAACUUCCCUGAGGCUCACUAUCCAGCUAGCUGCAGUCACAUGUCCCAGUGGAUGGAUGAUGGUGGCUAUUAUGAGGGGAUGAGCAUGGAGGCCCAAAGCAAACAUUUGGCCAAACUCAUCUCCAAGCGCUGCCCCAGCUGCCAGGCUCAGAUAGAGAAAAAUGAAGGCUGCUUACACAUGACCUGUGCCAAAUGUAACCAUGGAUUUUGCUGGAGGUGUCUUAAGCCAUGGAAACCAACUCAUAAAGAUUAUUACAACUGUUCGGCCAUGGUGAGCAAAGCUGCAAGGCAAGAAAAGAAAUUCCAGGACUACAAUGAGAGGUGUACUUUCCAUAAUCAGGCCAAGGAUUUUGCCAUCAAUCUGGAAAACAAAGUGUCUUCUAUCAAUGAAGCACUGCAGAUGAAAUCUUUGACAUUUGUCAUUGAUGCCUGCAAGAUUCUUGCUCAAGCUCGCAAGGUGUUGGCCUACUCAUGUGUGUACAGCUAUUACAACCAGGACACUGAAAAGAUGGAUGUCAUGGAACAACAAACUGAAGCUCUAGACCUUCACACUAAUGCCCUGCAGAUCUUGCUUGAGGAGACCCUGCUGCAGUGCACAGACUUGGCAUCCUGUGUCCGGCUACUGAAGCCAGAGCACCUCAAUACUGGCUUGGAGCUUAUUCGCCGCAUACAGGAGCGCCUAGUGGCUAUCCUGCAACACUCUACCCAGGACUUCCGUGUAGGAUAUCAGUCCAAGACUGGGCCAGAUCAGGAGGCUGCACAAGCCUCAAACCUUGCUAACAACACAGACACGAACAAAGAGUCCAAGUCAGAUAGAGGGUCUGAGACUGGAGACUCUGACAACAACAACUACACCGGCGAAGAUGUAGGUGAUGAAGCAGAAGAGGAGGAUGAGUAUGACGAUGAAUACGUCCCAGAAUGGCAUGAAGAUUAUGAUGAAGAAGAAAUUGAUGAGGAUGACUUCUUCUCUGAUGAUGAUGAAUCUGAGAACCUUGAGAGGGACUUUAGUCCUUUUGAUUAAAUAAUGGUUAAUGCCUGGUUAUGUCUAGAUUGAAAGAAAAUGUCUAGGAUUGUGUUUCCCAGUUCCUGGAGGCCCUCAGGAGUAGAUUUCAGAAACAUUGGUCUAGGGAGAAGCAAUUAUACACUACCAACAUCAUACUUGUUUGAGGACAGACAAGCACUUAAAAGUAAAACAUAUUUGCAUUUUUUUUAAAGAAUGUUUUCUGCUUGUCCUCUUAAUUUGAUUUGCCCAAUAUCGAUCAGUAUGUUGCACUUCUGUUUGUUCUUUAUGUGGGUAAUAUUCACUUAAGUUUGCUAUUUUCUAUGCCUCACACUCAUUGCAGAUGAGAUGACCUUUAAUCCAAGGAAGGAUCAGUUUUCAGGAUUAUGACAAUGAAACUUUUUUUUUUUUUUUUUUUUUUUUUUUAAACUAUAGUCCUCUCUUUUUAAUAACCAUACAGCUUUAUUAUACACUUGCAACAGCAAAGAAGGGAUGUGUAUCCAAGUAUUGAAAAAAAACAUCAAGAGAGUCUUUCCUAAGGUUUUGCAUUGAUUUAUUUUCUAAAUUAAUUUGGAUGCCUUCAUCUGCUGUAUUUUUGAAAUCUUUUUCGGUUGCAGUUGAAAAAGAUUAAUACAAAAAUAUUUGCAGAGGCCAAUAUUAUUUGAAGAAAGUUUAACUCAUUAGCAUCUGUGUUUUAAGGGCUCUGUGGAAAGUGAAUGGAAUCUGAACACGGUCUGCAUUGAAAUGGUUAAACAUUUUGGGGCCUGUCGGAAAAGGGUGGCAAAUAAAACAUGAGACUGCUUUAUGAACAUGUUAUGGCAAUAAAUGUUUGAAAGUAUCAUUACACAUAACAUUAUUUGCUAAGCAAAACCUUAUUUUGCUGUUACAUUUUUCCUCAAAAGAAGAUAAAAGUGAUUUUUGGACAUGUUCAUGUGUAUAAAAAUUGAGAUAUCAGAUAUCUUGCACUGUCCAACUUUGAAUCUAUUGUAGGCUGAGAUAUUAUAUAUUAAUGUAUUCUGCUCAUAUAAUGUUCUCCCUCCUAAAAAAAAAGUGCAACUUCGGCUAACUAAAUAAAAUGUUUUUCUUGAA